Schizophyllum commune H4-8 is the source of this 520-nucleotide messenger RNA. RefSeq lists its product as uncharacterized. The transcript has a single exon. The coding region runs from base 68 to 466 and encodes 132 amino acids. The record is from RefSeq and is a predicted model, not a curated record. NCBI's taxonomy places the organism in Eukaryota, Fungi, Basidiomycota, Agaricomycetes, Agaricales, Schizophyllaceae.
GCAUACAAAAGACGAGGUGAAGAUAGAGCAAAGGAUGCAUCUCUCGCAAUGAUUAUCGCCAAACUAUAUGCCGCGCCGCGUCUCGCCUCCUUCCCGCUACAAGUCUCUCCUUAUGAUGUCUUUGUCAACUCUAUGCCGACUCCUCGCUGUGCUCGUCCGCUUCGCUUGCUCGAAUGAAGUCAGCUCUACUGCAGGACCAAAGAACGAAGACCAAACUCAACUGCGCCUCGGAUCAAUCGCACGCCUCCCCCCACCCGACUCUGACGAAGAGAAAAAGUCAGCGAGCAAGAAGGAUGAUGAUACUAAAAGCAAAGAGACGAGAAGGAGAAUGAGAACGACAGCAAGGAAGACGACGAGGAUGAAGGACGACAGGGAGAUCGCAGGCGAGAGGACAACAGCGAAAGCAAGGAGAACACAUAGCGACACGAACCUAAUCUUCCUUGAGCGAAUACACCUUGAAAAAUAGAUGCAACGCGCCAGCGCGGAGCACCUUAAAGUUGGUCGGGAAGCGGAAGUCGGC